AUUUUGUUGAUCAUAAAUCAAACUAUAAUUUAAGUAUAUUCAUGCAUAUUCAUUUGUAAGUCAUAACAUUUUUCUGUGUAAUAGAUACAGGGCAGAUAAUAUUAAUUUGUUAAUCAAUUUAGAAGUUUAACUAGUCGAAGUAGGAAUGCAAUACAUAGAAUUAGUUGAACAAAUAAUUAUGAGAACAAAAAGAUUCAGAAGAUGGUGGAGUAAGUCAGUUAGCGACAUUUAAUCUGUUGCGACUGUUGUUGGAUUAGUAACUAUAGACUACGAAUUUCUAAGUGUACGUGUAUAUAAGUGACCGAGGCCUUAAAGUAAACUAUCGAAUCGAACAUGGACACUAUAUACUCUCCAUGGAAUCGAAAUUCCGCACUUGCGCGCCAUCAAGCCUGUGCGUCCGGUUCCGAAAAUUCAAGAAAACACGUGGUUUUCCAUGUGUGCAAACCAGAAAUCAGUAAUAAUUAAAAUAUGCAUGUAUUUGUAAUACAAAAUGUAAUUUAUAGUGUACGGUAUUAGCUUGAAACUUUCUUCUAUUAAAAUUUCAAUAUUUCAUUUUUAUAAGUGACAAAAGUACUCUAAAAAAAAUUAGACUAAGUUGGAGUUAACAAGUAUAUAAUAAAUUCAUAAUGGCCACAUCUCUUGCGGAGCAACUUAAAAAAUUGAGAACACCUCAAACAACAUUGCUCUUACAAGAUAAAAGAAAGCCUAGUUUGUUGUUUGAUACGAAAGAAGCUGCAAAUCUUGAUAAGGAUACUGUUUACAAUAUUGGUUUGAGUGGUUUAGAAGAACUUAUAAAAUUAAAUAAUGCAUUUGAUGAUUUUAAGAAGACACUUUUUGCUUUAAGUUCUAUUAGUUUGGAAAGAUCUGUACAGGAUAACAAAAUGAAUCAAAAGUUAAAUACAGAAAUAGAAAAAUUUCUUGUAUUGUUGUCGCCAUACUUUCUACUAAAUACAGCUCAUAAAGCUUUAGAAUGGUUAAUACAUCGUUUUCAUGUACAUCAAUUUAACAAGGAUCAUUAUUUAUUGUUAAUUUUACCUUAUCAUGAAUCACGUAUUUUUGUCAGAGCCUUGCAAUUAUUGGACUUAUCAGAUCCAAGAGAUAAGUGGCAUUGGUUGAAGCCAAUUCAAAAAUCACGCUCACCAUUAUCUUCGAUGUCCCUUGUAAAUCAAGCAGUAUCUGAUAAUGGAUUUCUGAAGACUAUAUGUGAUCAUGUUAUUUAUGCAACAAAAAUGUAUUCAGAUAAAGCUGACAGUUUAAAUACUUUAUAUGCAUUCUAUACUACGAUCACAGUUGGAAGAAUUGAGCAUUCCCACACUAUUACAGAUGUUCAAUUUAAUCACAUGUUACCAGCUUUAUUAAAAGGUUUAUCAUGUCAAACACCAGAUUACGCAGCAAGUUCUUUUAUGAUUUUUUCAAAAUUAAUAUCUAAAAUACACAUACAAGAAGAAACAAUUGAUCUUUUACUAUUAAAAUCUAUAAAGAAACCAAUAUUAACUCGAGAAGUAGUCCUUCUUAUUCUAUUUCUUUAUGACAAUCCAUUUAAUACUUUGAACAUAAUUUCUGAAAGUUUCAUGAUUAGAUUGUCUAAAAGACUAUGGUUUAUUGAAGUAAUUGAGAAAGUUAAAAAUUCAGGAGUCAAGGUUUCAAAAUUUAUCAUAUUACUGCUCAAUACAGCACUCAACUUUAUUGCACAUAAUGAAAAAUCUGAAGACACUGAAGAAGUUAAACAAUUGGUAGAUGAAAUUUUCAGACAAAUUUCUUUUAAAGAAGAAGAUGUAUUAUCAAUUCUACAAAGCACUAUGAGUAAUGAUGUUAUAUCAAUUAAAAAUUCCGAUGCAGUACAAAGUUAUUUUAUAAAUCUAUAUCAAUCUGUUGAGAAGAAAUAUCCAGAAUCAUUCGAUAAAUAUUUGCAUGAGUUGAUGCACAUGAAAGAAUCUAGUGAAAACACAAACAGUAUUUUGAAAUUUUUGAUGUUAUGGUACUCAAAAGCCGAAGAAUCUUUAGAUAUAUUUACUGGGCUCAAUCAUCAUAAUCCAGAACAUAGAAUUAUAGCUAUAAAAAUGAUUGGGAAGAAAAACAUAAGUAUACCUGAAAAUCUUCAAGAAAUUGUAAACAAGUCUUUGCUAUCACGAUUUCACGAUGAUGAUGAUAGAGUUAUAAAAGCACUGUUAAAUUUGCCUUUAAAUUUAUUACAAAAUACUUUUGCUGUGGAUACUCUGGUGGAUGAAUUAAUAAUUUUGGUUUCUAGAUGUCAUGCAGAAAACAAAAAAGACUUAGCCAAGUCUGCUCUGAAAGUUCUAUUAUCUUUUUGUGAUGAAAGUGAUGAUAUCAGUGUAUUUUUAGUUACUGUUCCUUAUUUAUUUCCAACUAGAGAUGAGGAUGUAGGAAUUGCAAUGCAAAUAUUAAAAUCUGACUUUGCUAAAAGAAACGCUUAUUUUAAAAGAGUAGCUGUGGAGUUAGGAGAAGCAAAAGAUGCAGAGUCUGUUAGAUCAGUUGCUUUUCAUAAUAUUUUAAUUUCAGAGUUGUUGCCCCAAGCAGCUAAUAUUUUGAAUGCAAUAAAACAACAAAUGGCACAUGGAGAUGCAGCAUCAGUAUUCUUCAACAUGAUAAUAUUAGGCUCUGUUUGUAGAGUACCAGUAGGGUCUCUCAAAACACAAAUAGCUGGACAAGCAAUUGAAAUGGCUGCUGAGAUGAUGAAUAAAUUUCCAAGUAUAUUGCCUUUAAAUGGUGCAACGCAUAUAAAUGCUGAUAAACUUUUUGAUGCCUUGAAAUAUAUUUACAAAGGACAAUUGCCUCUACAAGUUAAUACAUAUGUUUUAGAAAUGGUUCACAGACGUUUGAAUUUGAAUAAUAAUUCAAAACUGGAUUUUGAGGAAGAUUUUGAAAGAAGUCAAUUAAUUCUUCGAGUCUUAGAAAUUGUAUUUGAUGGAAUGGUUUUGGAUAAAUGGCGUAAGAAUUAUUCUCAAAUGAAGUCACAUUAUGAUUGGUAUCUAAAAAUCUUUUUUCAAAGACACUUUAAAACUGUCGAAGACGUCAUAAAGUUCCUUUCGCAGUUUUUUAUUAAACCAGUAAAAGUACAAACAUCACUCCACUGUUUACAUAUUUGUUUGGUACUUUUUGAUGAUUGUAAAUCAUUUCAGUGGAUUUUUAAUGACAGAAAUUUUGUCAUCAAUUUAUUGUUGACUCUCAGUUCUGAAAAUAAUACUUGCAGAGAAGUGGGAGUUGCUAUAUUGAAAAAAUUAUCACAAACUUUCAAUAUUUCUAUGGAGGGAUUUUCUGUGCUUCUGUUAGAACUUGCAGAUCGUAGCACUGAAAUAUCACUCGAUCAUAAUCAACUGUCCUUGCUUUUAUACACACUUUUAUCACCAGAUCCAGAUGUUAGCCACCAACUAAAAGCAGAUGUGAGGCCUAAGUUAGAAAAUGCUCGUGAAUUAUUAUUUGAAGCAACUUUGUCAAAUGACAUCGCCAUCCACAUUCGUUCACAAUUACUUGACAUUUUAACAUAUGUUAAUAGUCCUAAAAUUUUAAAGAGAUUAGUACCGUUAGGUUCUGAGCUACUGGAGAAUGCAAACAUUGAAGAAAAAAUAUUUGCUCAAAAUGCUAUGAGGAAUGUAAUUCAAAGAUUUGAUACUAGUUCAGUGACAGCAUUGAAGAAUAAAACAGUAUGGAACUUUUUCAUCAAAUGUGCGACCACACAUGAUGUUAAGAUCUCAAUGGAAAAUACAAAACAAUAUGUUAGUGUAAUUUUAAUAAAACAAAUUGAUAAUAGAUUUUUCUCAAAACUAGAUAAAUCAGCACAAAAAGAAUUAAUUGGAAAAUUCAUUGAUGUUGUGACUGAUUUUGAUAUUGAUGCUGUUAUUUCAACAAUUACCAAGUUGAUCAAAAAAAUUAGUAUAGAUGCACAAUUGGUAGUUGAUGAGUUGAAAACUAUGACAACUGUAAAAAAUGAUGAUGUAAAUAAAACUAAAGAACCAAUGAGAAAGAGUAGAAGUAUGAGAAUUAGCUACCAGUACAAUCCUGAGAUGGUUAAUAGCAGAAAAUGGAGAAGAGGAGUAACAUUAUUAGAAUUUAUCCAACAUUCUAACAAUAUUGAAAAUGAAGAAUUGUUAGUACCAGUUUUAUUUGAUUUAUUAAAAACUUCAUUGUGCUUUGAAGAACAAAGCCCUGUUGAGUACACAAAUCAAUUAGUUUUAUCAACAAUUUACCACUUAGCCAUAAAAAAUAUAAUAAUUAAAAAUGCAGAUGCAUAUGUUGACUUGAUUGCUCAGUGUAUUAGGACAUCUCAAAAUCCUCAAACACAUCAUCAUGCUUUAUUAGUGCUGGUAGAAUUGUUUAAAUUAGCAGAUAUACAACAAGCAAUACAAAAUAUUAUGCCAAUAUUUACUUUUAUGGGUAGUACUGUGUUAAGACAAGAUGAUGCUUAUUCUAUUCAAAUAAUAUCGAAAACUAUUGAUACUAUAAUACCUAUCAUCAAUUCUACAAAGAAUAUUGAUCAUGUCUGUGAGAUUCUCAGGUUAUUUAUAACUUCUUUGCCAGAUAUACCAGAACAUAGAAGAUCGCCAUUAUUUUUAAAAUUAUUGCAAUUGUUAGAUAAUUACUUACACUUGUAUUAUUUGCUGACCUUUGAGAGCCAUGUUUUAUCUAAACGCUUUGAUAAUUCUGAAGAGUUAUCGUCUGAUAGACUACGGUUUGCUUUAAGCAUUUCUCAAAAUUUUUCAGUAAAAAAGAUUAUUAGGAUUUGUAUUAAAUUAGUUGAAUUUUUAAAAGAAUUACCUAUUGACAUUCAAGAAGGACAAAAAAAUAUCGAUUUUAAGAGCAACAACAUUUUUGAUGUAGCCAAUAAUUCGCCGAAGCAGUUGAGGCAUUACAAAUAUACAAUAGUAAAGUUUCUUGUAGCUUUAUUAUCAAAUUCAGAGUUUAUUAAUCAAGUAGCUGAACUAUCUGAUAAUGAUUUGUAUUCAUUAAAACCUUUAUACGACAAAUUAAUAGUCGAAUUACUAUUCUACAUUCAAAGUACUUCGAAAGUCGCUGAUCAUCAUCAAGGCAAACCAAAUGUAAAAUAUUGGAAAGUCGUACUACACGGGCUUUACGAUAUUGUAGAUCUCAUAAACAAUUUACUACCAAAUUCAAUCUUUAUAGCUAGUAUCAUUAAUUUAGUUCAUCACAAAUCUUUAACUGUCAGAAGAAAAGCUUUAGAUCUACUAAACGCAAGAUUUAUUCAAAAGAAAUUUAGCGAAGAAGACCAUCAAGAUUUAUUAAAUCUGAUUGGGCCUAUAACAAAUCUACUCCAGGGACCACACAAAUUUGCUAAUCCAGAACUUGAAGUUGUCCAACAAACUGCACUAAUUACUUUGAAAUUACUAGCUAAACUAUUAGCUUCACAGAAUCCUUACAUUUUCAAACCAAUCCUCGAACUGACAACUGAACUAAUAAAAAAACGUGAAGGUGCUGUAUUAGGUAGCGCUACACUUUGUGUCGCUGAAUUGUGUAGUUCUAUGAGAGUUCAUGCAAUAGAGAGUCUGAAUAAAUUUGUGCCAGCCAUUAUUCGACUUUUGCAAACGUAUUGCAAGGAAGAAACUCCAGAUAUACUUACCAUUAGUAUAAUAAGUGCGUUGCAAAAAAUUGUGGAAUCUGUUGGCAACUUUUUAUCCCUUUAUCUUGUUCGAUUGUUAUACGAACUUGCGAGGUUAAAUACUUUAUAUACAGAUUUAGAGAAUCCAAAGAUUAGCCCAAUAGUUUUGCGAUUAAAAGCUAUAACACAAAAAUUAACAAGUUGUAUACCAGUACGAGUGUUACUACCGGCUGUAAACAAAACUUAUGAUACUCUAUUGUCAAGCAAGUCUUAUCAAAGCAUUUCCCCUCUUUUGGACAUAUUCGCUGAAUCUUUUAACAACAUUCAAUCUUCUGAAUUAAACAACAUUAUUCCUGAGAUAGGAUCAUUUUUCUUAAAAACACUACAAUUUAGAGAAGAAGUAACGAUUUCACAUGGUGAUAUGGAAAUAGAUGGAGAAGCAACCAUUAAAGACGUUGCCAAUAUUGAAGAAAGUGCUAGUAAAGCAUUGGUUACUCUAGUUUUAAGAUUGAAUGAAGCUACUUUUAGACCUUUGUAUUAUAAGUUAUAUGAUUGGGUUGCGAGAAACUCACAGCACAAAGAAAGAAAUAUAACGUUUUACAGAUUAUCAGCAAACAUAGCCGAAGGUCUUAAAUCCUUAUUUGUCCUUUUUGCUGGACAUUUCUUGAAACAUGCAGCUUCUUUGCUUAUUGGAAAUAAUAUAAAAUCUUGUGAAGGUGGUUCGUUAGAAACAACACUGCAAAAUGAAGCUGGAAGAAUUGAAUUAAUAGAAGAAAUUCUAUUGACAUUAUAUAGAGUUUUUACCUAUGAUGCACGUGACUUUGUAAAUCAAGAAAGAUUUGACACCCUCAUGCAACCUAUUGUUGAUCAAAUAGAGAACACAAUAGGUACAGACCAACAGUAUGAAAAAAGAGCAAAUGAACUUAUUGUGCCCUGCAUUGCAGCUUUCGUCGGUUCAAUUCCCGAUGAUUCUCUGCAUAAACAAUUAGUAUAUCAAAUAUUACUAAAAACCAAAAACGAAGAACCUCGUGUUCGGAAUACUGCAUUGAAUGCCAUCGUCGAAAUAGCUCGAAAACUUGGCGAAGAUUAUCAGGCUAUGUUACCGGAAACUGCUGAGUUUUUCUUCGAAUUAUUGGAAGACGAAGAAGAAUUUAUUCAGAAAAAUACUAGAAAUGCAGUUCGCACUUUGGAAGAAAUUCUAGGGCAACCAGUACAGAAGUACUUCUAG
Messenger RNA from Phymastichus coffea, 6800 nucleotides. RefSeq names its product HEAT repeat-containing protein 1 homolog. Lineage: Eukaryota; Metazoa; Arthropoda; Insecta; Hymenoptera; Eulophidae. The transcript is spliced from 9 exons. Gene Ontology annotation, biological process: maturation of SSU-rRNA from tricistronic rRNA transcript (SSU-rRNA, 5.8S rRNA, LSU-rRNA); positive regulation of transcription by RNA polymerase I. Gene Ontology annotation, molecular function: snoRNA binding. Bases 627 to 6800 code for a protein of 2057 amino acids. Gene Ontology annotation, cellular component: t-UTP complex; small-subunit processome; 90S preribosome. The record is from RefSeq and is a predicted model, not a curated record.